AAACGUGGUCGUUUUGAAAUUAGUACAAAGUUGUCUUUCUUAGCCAAAUUCAUCCAUGGCGCUGUGUCAAUUCCCACUGAAUCUUUACACUAUCUCCUCAUCAACAUCUUCGUCUCCUCAAUUCCGUCGUCUUCAACCUCUAGAGUCCUCUAUAAAGCCUAAUUUCUUUAUUCGUAGACUCAGAUUUCGUAGCUUCAAUCACCCAAUUCGGUUUCACACCCUUGAAUUGAGUGUCAUCAGAGCCACCAUUGAUAUCGACACUCACCAGAGGAAGAAGACGAAGAGAAAACCUAAACCGGGUUUUUUCGAAGAAAUUAGCGAUAAAUGGUCUUCACGUAUCAGCCCUAAAACCGAGAAAUUGCCAUGGCAGAAGCAAGAAGAGCAAAUUCAACAUCAUAAAGACGAUGGAGAUGAAUCAAGAUCAAAUCUUUCUUCUGGGUAUGGUUUAUCUGAUAAGAGAACCGAUUCCAAUCGACUCUAUUCGGCGAAUGAGCCGUCGACUUUCCCAAGACCAAGCGGAUACAUGUCUGCUCCAUGGGUUAACAAUGGUGGGUCUAAAGGUGUUAACUUUACGACUAGCUUCGAGCAAGGAGUUGAAAGUUCGAGUUUUGAUGAUGUUAUUACUGUAGAUAGAUAUAGAAGGGAUAACGAUUCUAGUAAUAGAGGUGUAGAUUCAGAUUUAGAUGAUGGUGAAAGAGGGAUGAUAGAUUCAGGGAAAGAUAAGGGAAUAUGGAAAACGAGGAGGAGUAAUACGGCAGAAGCUGAGAGGGUUGUACCAGAACAUGAGCUGAGAAGGUUGAGGAGUGUAGCUUUGAGAAUGGUUGAGAGAGUGAAAGUAGGUUCUGCAGGAAUUACGCAGGUGUUGGUUCAAGCUAUUCAUGAGAAAUGGGAGGUUGAUGAAGUUGUUAAGUUGAAAUUUGGAGAGCCUUUUUCUCUUAAUAUGAAGAGAACUCAUGAAGUUUUGGAGAAUAAAACUGGGGGAUUAGUGAUAUGGAGGUCAGGAAGCUCGGUUGUGCUAUACCGAGGAAUAAGUUACAAGCUCAAGUGUGUUCAAACAUUUAUUAAACAGAACAAUCUCAAUACAAAACAUGUAGAGGCAAGGGAUUACGUACCUGAGGAUGCGAAUUACCCCAAGAAUGUUCCUAAAGAACAAUUAUCCGAGCUAUGUGAAUUGAAUGAUUUGUUGGAUGAGCUUGGUCCAAGGUUUCAUGAUUGGACAGGGUGUGCUCCGUUUCCUGUUGAUGCAGACUUGCUUCCUGGAUACGUUGAAGGAUAUAGGUGUCCGUUUAGGAUUCUUCCGCAAGGAGUAAAGCCUUGUUUGUCUAACACGGAAAUGACAGAAAUGCGUCGGCUUGCUAGGACAAGCCCUCCACAUUUUGCUCUGGGGAGGAGCAGAGAGUUACAAGGUCUGGCUAAGGCAAUGGUAAAGCUAUGGGCAAAAAGUGCGAUCGCCAAAAUAGCAAUCAAACGCGGUGUAGAAAAUACGCGGAAUGAGAGAAUGGCGGAAGAACUUAAGAGACUUACUCGCGGUGUACUUGUUUCGAGAAACAAGGAGUAUAUUGUCUUCUACAGAGGUAAUGACUUCAUGCCUCCUGCCGUGGCAGAGGCAUUGACCGAGAGGCAAAAGGAGAUAACGGAAGUUCUUCAAACCAAGGAGGAUCAAGUCCGAGAAAUGGCUUCAACAAGAGUCACACUCACAUCACAAGCCAAAUCGCCUAAAACCCAAUUACUCGCAGGAACGCUUGCUGAGACUAUAGCUGCAAGUUCUCGGUGGGCACCAGAUGCAAGCAGCGUUGAUAUUGAAGAGUUAAAGAGAGAAUCAGCUUCCAUCAAAAGAGCUGCAUUGAUUAGAGAUCUUGAGCUAAGGCUUCUUUAUGGAAAGCAAAAGUUGAGAAGAGCUGAGAGAGAUUUAGCUAAAGUGCAGAAGGAUCUUGACCCAUCAGAACUCCCAACUGAUUCAGAAACAAUCACAGAAGAAGAGAGACUUCUUUACCGCAAAAUUGGUUUGAGUAUGGAUCCGUUUCUUCUCUUAGGAAGACGAGAAGUGUAUGAUGGUACCAUAGAGAACAUGCAUCUACACUGGAAACAUCGUGAGCUUGUAAAAGUGAUUGUUAGAGGCAAAUCUCUUCCGCAAGUCAAACAUAUCGCUAUCUCUUUGGAGGCUGAGAGUGGAGGAGUAUUGGUAUCCGUUGAUAAAACCAUGAAAGGCUAUUCGAUUAUACUCUAUCGCGGAAAGAAUUAUCAGAUGCCAUUUCGGCUUAGGCCUUCAAACUUAUUGACGAGAAAAAAGGCUUUUGCUCGAUCCAUUGAGCUUCAAAGAAGAGAAGCACUGAAGUAUCAUGUUGCAGACCUAGAGGAACGGAUAGAGCUGCUGAAGACCGGACAGGAUGACGAUAGGGAACCCGGCAGGAAAAGUGAUGGAGAGGAAGAAAACUUGUAUUUAAGAGUCGAUGAAUCUGAUUUUUCUUCUGACGAGGAUGAAUCUCUGGAAUGGGAGUCAGAAAAGAAUGAAACUUUCUUAUCAUUGGAGGAAGAAGAAGAAGCAUGAACCGGUAAACUAAUAUAAUUUAUUCGGGUCAACCGAGUCGAAAUAUUGAUAUCGCAAAAGUUAAGUUGAAUUUUUGAAUGCAAAUGCAAUAUAAUCAAGAGUUUAUUUCAAAAGUUCUUUGUUCAAUGUUACGGAAAAAAAGUAUACCGAAAGAAAACAUAAAGCCAAUCCAUAUGUUAUACUGUAGUAA
Arabidopsis lyrata subsp. lyrata is the source of this 2738-nucleotide messenger RNA. Its product is annotated as CRM-domain containing factor CFM3A, chloroplastic/mitochondrial. Gene Ontology annotation, biological process: RNA splicing, via transesterification reactions. Gene Ontology annotation, molecular function: mRNA binding. Bases 56 to 2548 code for a protein of 830 amino acids. The transcript has 9 exons. The record is from RefSeq and is a predicted model, not a curated record. Lineage: Eukaryota; Viridiplantae; Streptophyta; Magnoliopsida; Brassicales; Brassicaceae.